CGAGCCUCAGCUGGCGGCCUCGCUGCGGUGCGCCGCGGGGUCCCUCGGUGCAGUACGCGGCGGCUGGCGUCCUUAUUGGGCGGCAAGGCCGCCACAGGCACUGCGGACAUAUGUGCGGUGGCGUGCGAGGUCGGGUUGGAGGAAGAGGCUCCAGGAAUUCGAUGCCUCGUCGGAGGCCCUCAGAGCCCGGGAGAAAAGGGGUUUUCACUUUGGCAUCAGGUGUCCUGGAAGGUUCCACCGGUGGUGGAGUCACUUUCCGGGUGCAGAAGAGACUCUGGGGAGGGGGAGCGUUUGGACCUGCUUUACAGAGGGAUUAGCCAGACUCGUUCUGUGAGUGGCUGCGGGACGUUCAGUUGUCUGCCAGCAGCAGGUCUAGCCUUUAGCUGAAAACUUUGCUGCUGAGUUCGUCAGGCUGUUGGUAGGAUCUGCUUCUUUGCGAUGUUACACAGAGGUCCACGUUUCCUUGCCGCCUGCCGGCCUGGGCGGCCCUCGGCACGUGGAGGUCUUUGCACGUGGUCCUGUGAAAGGUCCUUCUCAGGGUCUUAAGAGCUCAUGUGAUUAGGUUGGGUCCACCAGGGUAAUAAUUAUGCCUAUUACCUUAAUUCCCUCUGCAAACUAACUUUUGCUGUGUAGGGUAACAUAUCCACAGGUUCCAGGGAUUCGGACGUGUACGCGGGGGGCGGGGUUACGGAGUGUUUUGCCUACCACAGAUUAAUUCUGUGUCUUUGUGAGCAAGAUCUUGCAUAUAAUGAGGUGAGAAAAACAAGGUGUAAAACAAAAGCAUAGUUUGGUGUAAUUUAUAACAAAUAGGAAAAAAAUAUAUAUACAUAUUUGUGUAAGUUUAGCAUAAUCUGAAGGGGCAUACUAGAAGCAAAGGGAAACUGAGUCCCUGACUGGGAAAUUGUUCAUCAUAAAUUCUUUUUUACUUUAAAAAAUUUGAGCCAUAUGACUGUGUCCUUGCAGCGGUUCUCAACUUGUGGUUCGUGGCCUCUUUGGACCGUAUUAAAGAUUGGCGGCAUGAGGAAGUUUGAGAACCAGUGCCUUAUAGAGUAACAAUGAUGAGAAUUCGAAGUAUUUUAAAAUAAAAUGAACUAUAUAAAUAUUGCAAAUGAUCGUGUCUUUGAUGAGGAGAAUGAAGGUUUCUCUCUCUCUUUUUUUUUUUUUUUGAGACACAGUCUCACUUUCUUGCCCCCGGUGGAGUGCUGUAGUGUCCUAGCUCACAGCAACCUCAAACUCCUGAGCUCAAGGGAUCCUCUUGCCUCAACCUCCAGAGUAGCUCGUAGUAAAGGCAUCUAUCACAACGCCUGGCUACUUUUUUAGAGAUGGAGUCUCACUUUUGCACAGGCUGGUCUUGAACUUGUGAGCUCAAGUGAUCCACCUACCUUGGCCUUCCCAGAGUGCUGGGAUUACAGGCAUCAGCCACCAUUUCUGGCCUGAAGAUUUCCUCAGAGCAGGCAGAGGGUGACUCAUCUCAUCCCUCCCUCUGAGCAUUCUGCUAGGUUAAUCUUGAGAUGUUAGUUUUGUCUCCUCAUUCAGUAAUGUGCCUGGUGCCCCACCUUCAUGGGGCAGUCAAGGCCUGCCUGUCCCUAGUGACCAUCCCUGUGAGCCCUGUUCAUACCUCCUUGCUUGCAUCCUCAAGGAUUGACCCUGUACUUAUUAUCUAACUUUCUCUCUGCAGUCAUUAUGUGUGUGUUCCUUCAUGAACACAGCCCUACUCAGCCCUUCUUCCUUCCCUGGACACACUGUAGGUGACAUCUACCAUCAUCCUGACUCCUGCACCAUCUUCCUGCCACCGUUCUUCAGAGAAGGUUCCAGCCAUGCCCAGCCUCAGAGCUCGCCAAGAGGAGGCAGAGAUGGAGCUCUCAGCUCCUGGACCAUCCCCUUGGACCCCUGCAGCCCAGGCCUGUGUGAGCGAUGCUUCUACUGUGACCCACCCUGGAUCUGCAGUCUGUGGUCCCUUCUGCUCUAGUGAUGCUAAGUUGGAAAUGAUCCACCCUCAUCAGCAGCAGCCAGAUCAUGACACCAGAACUGAGGACACGGAGUUCCUUCAGAAGGAAGGUGUCCCUGCAGAUUUUGAAUCACAGGCUGAAAUACCAGAAAACUAUGCUGAUGAUGUUUCCCAGGCACCUGAGCUUGGAGAGCUCUGUGAUGAUGGCUCAGACAGAGUUUGGGGAGUCCCUGAAGGUGAGGGAUGGGUGCCCCCCAUCUCCUGUGUGGGGGGCUCCACACCAAUGACAGUUCUCAGGAGCCCCUUAGGGGAGAAAGACCCGGACUGUAAUGGUUUUGACAGAAGCCCCAGUCUGAGCCCAAAUCUCAUGGCAUGUCAGGGAAUUUCCAUGGAAGAGUUGCCACAUCCCUAUGACACAUGUGGACAGAGUUUCCAGCACAGCUUGGAAUUAACCCACCAUGAGGAUUUCCCUACAACUGAAAGCCCGCUCAUAUGUACCAAGUGUGGGAAAACCUUCCAAGGAAACCCUGACCUUAUUCAGCAGCAGAUAGUCCACACUGGAGAGAUGUCCUUUUUGUGUAAUGACUGUGGGAAAUCCUUCAGCCAGAACUCAGUCCUGGAAAACUGGCAUCUACCUCCUGUGAGUGAGAAAGCCUGCUGGCACAGUGAGUGCAGGAAAGCUUUCCGUGGGUGCUCAGAUCUUGCUGUACACCAGAUUCCCCACAGUGGAGAAAGGCCUCAUGUGUGUAGUGAAUGUGGAAAAGCCUUCAGCCAGAACUCAGGCCUUAAGAAGCACCAGAAAUCCCACAUGAGUGAGAAGCCCUAUGAGUGCAACGAGUGUGGGAAGGCUUUUAGGCGGAGCUCAAAUCUCAUCCAACAUCAAAGAAUACAUUCUGGGGAGAAACCAUACGUGUGCAGCGAGUGUGGGAAAGCCUUUAGGCGGAGCUCAAACCUCAUCAAGCACCACAGGACUCAUACAGGCGAGAAGCCUUUCGAGUGUGGUGAAUGUGGGAAAGCUUUCAGCCAGAGUGCACAUCUGAGGAAGCACCAGAGGGUCCACACUGGAGAGAAGCCUUAUGAGUGUGAUGCCUGUGGCAAGCCAUUCAGUCGGGUCUCCAACCUCAUUAAGCACCAUAGGGUUCACACCGGAGAGAAACCCUACAAGUGCAGUGACUGUGGGAAAGCAUUUAGUCAGAGCUCUAGCCUUAUUCAGCAUCGGAGAAUUCACACUGGAGAGAAGCCUCAUGUGUGUAAUGUAUGUGGAAAAGCCUUUAGUUACAGCUCGGUGCUCAGAAAGCACCAGAUAAUCCACACAGGAGAGAAGCCGUAUGUAUGCAGCAUCUGUGGGAAGGCCUUCAGCCACAGCUCAGCCCUCAUUCAGCACCAGGGUGUGCACACAGGGGACAAGCCCUACGAGUGCCACGAGUGUGGGAAGACCUUUGGUCGCAGCUCCAACCUCAUCCUUCACCAGCGAGUUCACACUGGAGAGAAACCCUAUGAAUGUAGUGAAUGUGGAAAAACCUUCAGCCAGAGCUCAACCCUCAUUCAGCACCAGAGGAUUCAUAAUGGGUUGAAGCCCCAUGAAUGUAACCAGUGUGGUAAAGCUUUCAACCGAAGCUCUAAUCUCAUUCACCACCAGAAAGUUCAUACUGGGGAGAAGCCCUACACAUGUGUUGAGUGUGGCAAGGGCUUCAGCCAGAGUUCACACCUUAUUCAGCAUCAAAUAAUCCACACUGGUGAGCGGCCCUACAAGUGCAGUGAGUGUGGGAAAGCCUUCAGUCAGCGGUCCGUCCUCAUCCAGCACCAGAGGAUCCACACUGGGGUGAAGCCCUUUGACUGCACUGCUUGUGGGAAAGCCUUUAGCCAGCGGUCAAAAUUGAUUAAACACCAAUUGAUCCACACCAGAGAGUAGCCUGCUGGGCUGGUGAGAGUGAGCUCAAGCAUGGUUUCUUCAACUCCUUCCUGUCCAGUGUCUCCCACCUCCCAGACCUGAGGCCCAGGCUCCCUCCCUGCACUGCUGCCCUACAUCUAGUGGCCACAAAGUCUGGGGUUCUCCGUUGAAACAUCUUUUACAGGCUCCCUUCCCAUGGCCACUGCUUCUGCCUCAUGUGACCCCUGUGGUUUUACUUUGUUUUUACAGUUUAUGAGCAGACUGCACAUUUGUUAGGAGGGAAAGGUUUAAGAAACCUCCAUAUUCAUGAAUAGCCUUUAUUAUUGUAACCGAAAAUUACCAGAAGAGUAAAGUGACAUUUGAUUUGAGAUAACCAGCAAUUCUUUUGUUUGGUAA
This is a messenger RNA of Nycticebus coucang (slow loris), 4235 nucleotides long. RefSeq names its product zinc finger protein 16 (gene ZNF16). The transcript has 3 exons. Gene Ontology annotation, molecular function: RNA polymerase II cis-regulatory region sequence-specific DNA binding; DNA-binding transcription factor activity, RNA polymerase II-specific. Bases 1818 to 3860 code for a protein of 680 amino acids. Gene Ontology annotation, biological process: regulation of transcription by RNA polymerase II; central nervous system development. The record is from RefSeq and is a predicted model, not a curated record. Gene Ontology annotation, cellular component: nucleus. NCBI's taxonomy places the organism in Eukaryota, Metazoa, Chordata, Mammalia, Primates, Lorisidae.